Messenger RNA from Acytostelium subglobosum LB1, 594 nucleotides. RefSeq lists its product as hypothetical. The coding region runs from base 1 to 594 and encodes 197 amino acids. The record is from RefSeq and is a predicted model, not a curated record. The transcript has a single exon. NCBI's taxonomy places the organism in Eukaryota, Evosea, Eumycetozoa, Acytosteliales, Acytosteliaceae.
AUGUUGGUUUAUAAUAGAUUACCAGAGUUAGAACUUAUAUUUAAAUCAAAUAUACCUGGUCUUGAUAUUGAUCAAGUUGAAACAACAAGUAGACAAAUAGUAUAUAGGUACAAUAGACAACUGCUCAGGAAUACAUUGCCACCAAAGAUCACAGAGUUAACAUUCUGUCAUCAGUACAGCAGGCCGAUACCCACAUCCGACCUGCUACCAGCGUCGCUCACAUCAAUUACAUUUGGCAAAUGCUUUGAUUCAUCUCUCAAUGGUGUACUGCCACCAUCACUUGUCACAUUGGUCUUCACUCCAGCGUCAAUAUUCAACAAAGAGUUCAACGUCGGCUCGUUGCCAAACACUCUGACAACAUUGAAGUUUGGAUAUCUCUACAAUCAACCUUUCAAAUCAAACGUAUUGCCAGACUCCCUCUUGUAUUUGAUCUUUGGUGAGGACUCAUUGUUCAACAAACCAAUAUUUCCCGACAUCCUCCCGCAAUCACUGGUGACACUCUCGCUUGGUUCGGGCUACUUACAUGAGAUCAACGCGAGAAAGUUGCCCAGAUCGUUGCGAUCCCUGUCGUUGGGAGGCGGCCAGAUACAAUAG